UUCGGACACAAAAGUCGGCCUUCAAAGGAUUUUCACCUGCUGUUACCAAUAAGAAAAAGAACAGAAGGAUUUCACUUUGCUAUAAUACGCACCCUCACCGCCAAAUACCAGCCAGAGAAAAUUCCGAGAAACCCAGAGAAGAGAAGUCACCAAGAAAGGAAAGGAAAAGAAAAGAAAAGUUGAAUACAGAACAAUGCAGCGGGAUCGUCAGGAUCAUGGAUCGAGGUCUUCCAAGCCCGCUACCAUUCAUAGCUAUGCCCAAUCCGGGGAUCUUCUUGGGUUCCAAAGGUUACUCAGAGGAGACCCUUCUCUCCUCAAUGAAAGAAACCCUGUUAUGGCACAGACUCCUCUUCAUGUAUCUGCUGGUUACAACAGGGCUGAUAUAAUUAAAUUUCUUCUUGAUUGGCAAGGAGCAGAGAAGGUUGAAUUGGAACCUAGGAACAUGUAUGGAGAAACUCCAUUACACAUGGCAGCAAAGAAUGGGUGCACUGAAGCUGCACGAUUACUUCUUGCUCAUGGUGCUUUUGUUGAAGCCAAAGCGAAUAAUGGAAUGACACCAUUACACCUUGCAGUUUGGUACUCAAUUAGAGCGGAAGACCACUCAACUGUCAAGACUUUGCUGGAGUAUAAUGCUGACUGCAGUGCAGAGGACAACGAGGGCAUGACUCCUCUGAAUCACCUCUCACCAGGUCCAGGAAGUGAGGAGGUGCGUAAACUACUGCACUGGCAUCUUGAAGAGCAGAGAAAGAGAAAAGCACUUGAAGCAUGCUCUAAAACAAAAGCUAAGAUGGAUGAACUUGAAGAUGCUUUAACAAAUGUAGUGGGGUUGCAUGAACUCAAGGUGCAAUUGAGAAAAUGGGCAAAGGGGAUGCUUUUGGAUGAGAGGCGCAGGGCCCUUGGUAUGAAAGUUGGUAUGAGAAGACCGCCUCAUAUGGCUUUCUUGGGAAGCCCUGGAACAGGUAAGACCAUGGUAGCUCGAAUACUUGGAAGACUACUCCAUAUGGUGGGAGUUCUACCUACUGACAAGGUAACGGAAGUACAACGAACAGAUUUGGUUGGCGAAUUUGUUGGUCACACUGGUCCCAAGACUAGACGAAAGAUUGCAGAAGCAGAGGGAGGAAUUCUUUUUGUGGAUGAAGCAUAUCGCCUUAUACCAUCGCAGAAAGAAGAUGAUAAGGACUAUGGGAUUGAAGCGUUGGAAGAAAUCAUGUCUGUUAUGGACAGCGGAAAAGUCGUAGUCAUAUUUGCUGGCUAUAGCGAACCAAUGAAGCGUGUGAUAUCUUCUAACGAGGGUUUCUGUAGAAGGGUUACCAAGUUUUUCCAUUUUAAUGACUUUAGCUCUAAAGAUUUAGCAAAUAUUUGCCACAUCAACAUGAAUACUCAGGACGAAGGCAGUCCGCUGUAUGGUUUUAAAUUACAUCCUUCAUGCUGUGUAGAUGCCAUUGCUGCCUUGAUAGAGAGAGAAACAACAGAAAAACAGCGUAGGGAAAUGAAUGGAGGCUUGGUAAAUACCAUGCUAGCUAAUGCUAGAGAGAAUUUGGAUCUCAGGCUUGAUUUCAACUGUUUAGAUACUGAUGAACUGCAGACCAUCACCUUAGAGGAUUUGGAAGCAGGUCUUCAACUGUUAUAAUCACGAUAAGGAAAGGAUGUUGUAAUAUAUUUUUAGUAGCCUGGUAGGAUUUCAUUGUUUUCACCGGUUUAUAUAUUAUCCGUAUCCUACAGCUGUCUUGAGGAUCCAAGUUUGUCCGAGAUUUUUUACUCAUCCUGUCAUGUUAGAUGUUGUUAGGUCAACAAAAACAGGGAAAUGUCCUAAUGAUCGGUUUUCCCUCUAUUUCUCAUUAAUUCAUUCAUUUGGCCAGUCAUUAUGUCUGUGCCAUCAUGUAGUAAUCUUUUUCAACUUUUGGUUACGGAUUUCUGUGUAUUCUUUCUGUAAUUGCAAACUGUUGGCAUUGGUAA
Molecule: messenger RNA, 1956 nt
Organism: Populus trichocarpa (black cottonwood)
Lineage: Eukaryota; Viridiplantae; Streptophyta; Magnoliopsida; Malpighiales; Salicaceae
Product: ribulose bisphosphate carboxylase/oxygenase activase, chloroplastic
Exons: 7
Coding region: 194-1630 (478 amino acids)
Molecular function (GO): protein binding; ATP hydrolysis activity; ATP binding
Source: RefSeq, a predicted model, not a curated record